Messenger RNA from Penicillium longicatenatum, 1419 nucleotides. RefSeq lists its product as uncharacterized. The coding region runs from base 1 to 1419 and encodes 472 amino acids. Lineage: Eukaryota; Fungi; Ascomycota; Eurotiomycetes; Eurotiales; Aspergillaceae. The transcript has a single exon. The record is from RefSeq and is a predicted model, not a curated record.
AUGGGGAGAAGGUUGUUGGAGACAUUAACGAGCCCAAUCCGUAACAUAAGGGAAAGGCGUCGUGAGCGCCGCGAAGAAGCGGCCGGGGCAACGCAAGGUCGGGGAGGAGCUCGAGCUCGAGGAGCGACACCACAGAUUACAGGAGCUAUACAAGAUCCAGGCCUGGGCUUAGAGUUCCCUGAACCUGAGCCUGCACCCAAACCGAAACCUGCACCAAAACCUGCACCGGUAAAAGAACGCGAAGAUUCGGGAAAAAAACCGGAGGGAGGUUCUCGAUCAGGCAGUGGAUCUCUUAAAAAAAAGAAAUCAAACGGUUCUGGAUCUCGUUCAUCGAAAUCUAACGCAGGUGUCAAGAAACCAGCCUCCAAGAAAUCAUCUAAAUCAAAGUCUUUAUCAAGCGAGAAAUCGUCGACAUGCGAGGGUAAAGGGAAGAAGCCGGCAAGUAAAGCAAGCACAGAUUCCUUUGAAUCGGCUGUUUCAAAUCGUUUCAGGGGAGAGGUCAGUUUAUCUGGUUAUUUUGAGGGUCGGUAUACCGAAUUUCGCCCAGCCCAAACCAGGCGCGGUCUUGGCCAGUCCUUACCGGUGCUAGAGCCUGAGCCAUCAGGACCUGAAGCGCCAGAAUCCGAGGGUUCCUCGAGCUCCACUUGGGAGCCCAAGAGGGCAUCAAGCACUAUCGAAGAUUGGUUUGAAAAGGAUUCAAGCAAAACUCGCGAGGAACUCCAGGAACGAGGGACUGAAAUGACUCGAUGGAUCGAGGACCCUGGAGCGGCCAAUUGUCCUACCACUCAGUGCAACAUGAGCAGACAAGAUCUCAUUCAAGCUACGGGUGGUGUUGUGUAUGAAUCUCCGGUCUACAGACCUUUCGGGCAGAUUGAAUACUCCCUGUACCUACCACCGGUAGAGGUAUUGCCCCGGCAGGAUGGAGACUAUAAAACCUUGAAUGCGGAAGGCAGGAAUAUCAAAUGUAACACGGUUAUGUCCAAGUAUAUAAUCAUCAUUGAAAAUGUUUUCCGUGAUCCACCAGAGGACGAACCUAAUUAUCCGCAUAUAUCCGAAAGCGUCAUUACCAUGUUCAAUACGACUUUUGAAACAACUGAGAUGCUCCGGUAUAUAUUUGUGUCGACUGUUGUGAACCUGCAGACCAGAGAUUAUAUUGACAAUGUCUUAUAUCCGGAUGGAUAUGAGAGUAUUCCGGAGUACCAACAAGGAGCACCUAAUAGAGAAGCUGAUUUCCCGAAACCAGACUAUUUUGCGCGGGGCACACCUGCUUAUCAGGAGAUUCUAGGUACCCGGAUUGGAAGAAUGGUGGGGUCAAUUGUGCUGGCUGCUUUUCCCCGGGGUACAAGGCGGAUCACGGGUAUUCAUAUCUGGACUUGUACCGGUGGUAUGCAAUUCCGUUUUGAUCUCAGGUCAAAUUAA